UUGAUAUUUUCAAAUGAUGAGAGACGUUGGGUGAGUUUAUUAGUUACUUUUAUUUUUCUGUUCGAAAUAAAAAACCGAUCAACUGAUCAACAACAAGUGCGCUUGGGAAAUAUCAUAUCAUCAUAACCUCCAACAACAGCAAUCAACAAGGAUUCAACAAUUAGAAAAUCUCAUCACAUUGUUGAAUAAUUUUCUUUAUAAAUUGUGUUUUUUAAACUUCUUUUCUGUCUAAUUAAUAGUAUCCUUUGUCUGUAUAACUGACCAUUCAAUGGUUUACUUUUUACCACAAUCAAGAAAUCCUUUUGAUCCUUUUCAAUACCACCUUCUAUUUUAAUACAAUCAAUGGUAAACAGAUCAUUAGAUUACCUUGUUAUUGAAUUUCUAUUAAGCAACUACUGUGAUGUCUUCACCAUCGGUUCCUGGCGCUGGUUCAGUUAAAUCGCCAUUGUUACACUUCAACAAUGUCGGUUAUAACAAUAAUCUAAAUGCUGAGAAUAGUCAACCAUGUGGAGUGGCUUCCCGACUCAAGUCCGCUUUAUUAUCUUUGGUUGGAUCUAACAGCAAUGUGUUGGUAAUUAGUGGUGAUUGUGAAAGAUCAGCACAUGAAUCAACUGAAUCAACUCGAUCUGAUUCCCUUUUCUCAACUAGUCUUCAGGUUUGCAUCGCAAUUACCUUAUCUGGUUUUGGAAAUGUUGGCGCUGGACUUAUACUUGACGUUGUUCAACAUUGGUCAGUAUUUAAAACAAUCAAUGAAUUGAUCAUUUUGGUACCAUCACUUUUAGGUCUUAAGGGUAACCUUGAGAUGACCAUGGCAGCUCGACUUUCAACCCAAGCCAAUCUUGGAAACAUGAAAGACUUUAAGUCAACCCUUUACCUGGCUAAAGGUAACAUGGCACUGAUCCAAUGUCAAGCAACCGUAGUCGCUUUUCUGGCCACAAUAUUCGCCAUCGCCACUAAUUCAAUUUCCAAAGGUUCAAUUGACAUGCAAAAUAUUCUCAUUCUCCUCGCAUCCUCCCUGUUGACCGCUAAUGUUGCUUGUUUUCUUCUUGGUGCUUGUAUGGUUACUAUUAUUGUUCUCUCCAAUCGAUUUGAAAUUGAUCCCGAUAAUGUGGCCACUCCACUUGCUGCUUCCAUUGGCGAUGUCACCACUUUAGCUCUUUUAGCCUCUUUUGCUCAAAUUAUCCAGAAUCACGCUCCUCCUGGUACAACAUCAAUUCCCUCCUGUAUUAUUAUCCUCAUUCUGUUUGCUCUUCUUCCCUUCUGGAUAUACACCGCAUGGAAAAACGAACACACCAUCAAUGUUAUCACCUCUGGUUGGCUUCCAAUCAUUUUAGCGAUGUUGAUCUCGUCAAUGGGAGGUUUCAUCCUGAACGAUGCUACCUCUCGCUUUGAACGUUUAGCAAUGUUCCAACCGGUAAUCAAUGGUGUAGGUGGUAAUCUGGUUGCCGUGCAAGCAAGUCGAUUAUCAACUUAUCUUCAUCGUCAAGGUAAACCUGGUCAUCUACCCUUAAGCUUUGGUUGUUUAAUUUCACCCUGUAGAGCUUUCAUUGGUUCCAAUAUAAAUGUUUCUACCGCUCGAGUUUUACUUUUAAUGUCGAUACCAGCUCACAUUUUGUACCUCGUUGUAUUCAGACUGAUCAAGGGUGUCGGUGGUUUCGAGAUGACCACUUUUUUCAUGACUUUUUACCUCAUAUUUGCGGUUCUACAGGUUUCUAUGCUUCUCUAUUUUGCUCAUAAUUUGGUUAUACUUUUAUGGAGAAAUGGAACUGAUCCUGAUAAUUUCUCAAUUCCAAUUUUAACCGCCUUAGGUGAUUUCUUAGGCACUGCCUUCCUGUUAGUUGUUUUCAUCCUGUUAUCAACUGUGAGCGAUAUCAAUGCAAUGUAAAUGACAAUCAAAUGAACUCGAAAACAUAAUCAUAACAAUUAUUAAAUCAUAGCAAUUGGACAGCAAAAAAAAGUGCAAAGCAAACAUCUCUAAUUCCCCUAAUUAUUAACAAUCAUAACAGUUAUAAUAGUUUAUAUUUUUUUUUUUGGAACACACAAUCAGUUGAUUUGACAAAUCAUUCAGAUUGUAAUCAAUUGACAGCUCGCAUGAUAAAAGGAUCACACUGAGUAUUGACACUUACACCCAAAGCAAUUAAUGUGCAAUCAAGAUACACACAUAAACAUUUCAAUCUAAAUUAUAUCAAUGAAAACAAUUAGUUAUUAAAUAUUGAAUGAAAGAGCGCUAAUCAGUGGACAGCAUGAAGAUAUUAUAAAGAAUAAUCUGAAACAAGGAGCUGAAUAGAUACUCAUGAACUCAGAGAUUCUCAAUAAACCACAUACACGACACAAAAUGUUCAUCAUCAUGGAACACGGAAAAACAAUGGAUCAAGAUAUUGAAAAACAAUAAGUUAAACGAAAGGGUAAAGAACUGAUUUCAUUUGGAUGUCCAUCAAAGUCCAUAAAGUUAAUCAUCUUUAAGAUGCUUCAAAGGAGCUUCAUGAUUUCUGAGUUACAUGAGACGGAAACAAUCACAUUAUAUAUCAGUUGAAGGAAAAGAAAACUUUUCCAUUAGUUUGAAACAUAAUCUGCAAAGUAUUUUAUUCUCAUUAACAAUCAAAUGUUUAUCUUUACCUGUUAUUUAAUCAAAAAUCUCAUCUAAUAUCAGUGUCUUUUGUAUCUCUCUCUCUCUCUCCUAUUUCCUUUUCCUCUCAAAUCAUCAACUCAAAACCCACCUUAAACAAAAUUCUAGUGCAAAAAAAAUCAUUGAUUUAUAUAAACAACAACAAAGUCUAUUGUAAAUACAAUCUAAUUAGUUGAUCAUCAUGUUUCAUUAGUUAAAAAUUGUAUCACCUGAAAAGUCAAACUAAUUGAGAGACAAAAUUUUGAUGACAAAUAUUUAUUUGCUCCUUUUUUCUAAUUACUGAACAAUUAACAACCUCUGAUCUCAAUCAUGAUCAACCUGAAAAAAUUACCUGCGAUUUCAUAUAUAUACACAAAUCACUUUCCCCUGGACAGUAACUUGAUGUAUAUAUAAGACUAUGUAUUAAUUUUUAUCAUAUGAAAAUAAAAAUAUUAAUUUACUUAUAA
This is a messenger RNA of Panonychus citri (citrus red mite), 3072 nucleotides long. RefSeq names its product solute carrier family 41 member 2-like. The coding region runs from base 401 to 1885 and encodes 494 amino acids. Lineage: Eukaryota; Metazoa; Arthropoda; Arachnida; Trombidiformes; Tetranychidae. The record is from RefSeq and is a predicted model, not a curated record. Gene Ontology annotation, cellular component: plasma membrane. Gene Ontology annotation, molecular function: monoatomic cation transmembrane transporter activity. Gene Ontology annotation, biological process: monoatomic cation transport. The transcript has 3 exons.